AUAAUGUGGAAAUUAAUGUACGAGAGAAUGUUAACCCGGAGAAGUGCACUCACGUCGCAUCCACACGCCACUGGCGGGAUCUUCUUGACUCGAAUGAAUAGAACUCUCUCGACAAUCUUCGCCCUGUCCUCUGGUCAGGGGAAAUGUGGCGUCGCUGUGGUGCGAGUGUCUGGAAGUGCUGCCUUCGAGGCUCUCGCAAAAAUGACUACCUUGAGGAAUCCAGAGCCAAGACGAGCUUUGCUCAGGAAAAUAUAUGAUCCUGUCACGAGGGACGUAAUUGAUAAGGGAUUAUGCUUAUGGUUUCCAGCUCCCAAUUCAUUCACCGGUGAAGACAGCGUUGAAUUUCAAGUUCACGGUGGCUCAGCGAUCCUCCAUGCCAUAAUGUCAGCCCUGGGAAAGUUGAAAUUCCGUCCAGCGGAGCCUGGGGAGUUCACAAAGCGUGCGUUCUACAACGGAAAAUUGGAUUUGACUGAAAUCGAAGGUCUGGCAGACCUCAUCCACGCGGAGACCGAGCAACAGAGGAAGCAGGCACUCCUCCAAGCAGAUGGAAGCCUCAGCGAGCUUUACGACAGCUGGAGGGCUAGCCUCUCGAAAAUUCUAGCCCACGUUGAGGCGUACAUCGACUUCAGUGAGGAUGACAACAUCGAGGACAAUGUCCUGGCAAUUUGCAACCAGAGGAUUGGGGAACUGAUUGUACCGAUCUCCAAACAUCUUGCUGAUGGUAGGAAGGGGGAGAUCCUGAGGACUGGAGUGAGAACAGCCAUCAUAGGCCGGCCGAAUGUUGGUAAGAGCAGUCUCAUGAAUUACCUGGUCCAGAGAAACGCUGUCAUCGUAACUCCUAUCGCUGGAACAACGAGAGAUGUUGUGGAACUGAAUGCUAAUAUCUGUGGAUACCCUGUCAUCUUGGCGGACACUGCAGGACUGGCUGAGAGUACUCAGGAUGUCGUUGAAUUAGAGGGAAUCAAAAGGGCUAGGGCCUAUGCUAAAGAUGCGGAUUUAGUUAUCCUGAUGGUGGACGCAUCAUCGUUUGUAUCCAGUGGGUUGAGUCUUGGGGAAUAUGUCGACAAUUAUGUGAGGGGAUUGGAGAUGGAGGAGAUCAUCUUGGGGGAUGGUGAACUAUUGAGGAAUUGUCUGGUGGUGGUUAAUAAGACUGAUUUGAUUGAGGAGAAAGUCAAGGGGAUGCUGAGAAGUUUCGAGGCAGUUCCUAUCUCUUGUGCCAAGGAGGAGGGCUUUGAGGAGCUAAUGGAAUCGUUGGAGAACAAAUUUCAGAGGAUAUGUGGGAAUCCGUCUCGAGAGAGUCCCACGAUAAGUCAAGCGAGACACAGAACCCACUUGAUUAAUUGUCUAGAGUAUUUGGAAUUGUACUUGGAGAUUAGCUCCAGAGAGGAGUACGAUAUGGUGAUAGCGGCGCAGCAGAUUCGCAAUGCUAUGAGAGAGCUGGGGAAAAUCACUGGACAUAUCAGUACGGAAGAAAUUUUAGAUAUUAUUUUUACGAGUUUUUGUAUAGGAAAGUGAGAAGAAUAAAAUACCCAAUUGUAGAUAGAGUUUUUUCGGCAAUUUAUGACGCCACGAUUAGAUAAAGAGAAAUAUCUUCCUUAUUACGCGA
Diachasmimorpha longicaudata is the source of this 1606-nucleotide messenger RNA. Its product is annotated as tRNA modification GTPase GTPBP3, mitochondrial. Gene Ontology annotation, biological process: tRNA methylation; tRNA wobble uridine modification. Gene Ontology annotation, molecular function: GTP binding; protein binding; GTPase activity. The coding region runs from base 4 to 1515 and encodes 503 amino acids. Gene Ontology annotation, cellular component: mitochondrion; cytoplasm. The record is from RefSeq and is a predicted model, not a curated record. The transcript is spliced from 4 exons. NCBI's taxonomy places the organism in Eukaryota, Metazoa, Arthropoda, Insecta, Hymenoptera, Braconidae.